GCGGAGCUCUGCUUCCGGACACGCUGUUGGUUGCAUCAGCUUGCGAGGCAUUACGGCGGCGGAGCAGAGACUGAGGAGAGUCGGGAUGGCAGCUGCCGCUUCUGACUACAAUUCUAUUCUGAGCAUUAGUGAAGAGGAAGCCAGAUUGAAGGCUCUGAAUGAGUACCUCAGCACUCGUAGCUAUAUCCAGGGGUUCACGUUUUCACAUGCAGAUGUGGAAGCUUUCAGACAGUUUUCGGGCCCACCUGUGGACCGGCAUUUCCAUGUGGUGCGUUGGUACAGGCACAUAGAAGCAAUCUAUGAUGGCAGCAGUGAAAAACAUGACUCCUGUAAACUCCAAACAAGUAAAAGCAAGCGCACACAGCCUCACUGGUCUCCACCCCAAGGAACAAUACAACCCAAACUCUGCUUGUAUAACAGCCUCACACGCAAUAAGGACAUAUUUCAGCCGCAAAAUGACAACAUGGUGAAGUGGUAUUGUUGCGGUCCAACAGUGUAUGAUGCCUCCCACAUGGGACAUGCAAGAUCAUACAUUUCAUUCGAUAUCCUGAGAAGAGUUUUGAAAGACUAUUUCAAGUACGAUGUCUUCUACUGUAUGAAUAUUACAGAUAUAGAUGACAAGAUUAUAAAAAGGGCCAGGCAAAACUAUCUCUUUGAACAGUACACAGAGAAGAAGCCAUCAGCCACACAGCUACUUGAAGAUGUCCGCACUGCAUCUAAGCCCUUUUCAGCUAAGCUGCAAGAAACCACAGACCCUGAUAAGAAGCAGAUGCUGGAAAGGAUUCUGAAUGCAGUGAUAGCUGCUGUGGAACCUCUAGAAAAUGUACUGCGAAGAAACCUUCCUGAAGGGGAAGUCAGCAGACAUGCUGAGGUGUUGUUGCAUGAAGCAAAAGAGAUACUGUCUGAGUGGCUGGACACGAAGUUGGGCAGUCAGAUCACUGACAACUCUAUAUUUUCCAAGCUUCCCAAAUUCUGGGAAGAGGAAUAUCAUAAGGAUAUGGCAGCUCUCAAUGUAUUACCUCCAGAUGUCUUAACUCGUGUUAGUGAAUAUGUACCAGAAAUUGUGGACUUUGUUCAAAGAAUUGUAGAUAAUGGAUAUGGUUAUGUGUCCAAUGGAUCUGUCUAUUUUGAUACAAUAAAAUUUGAUGCAGCUGAGAAACACUCCUAUGCGAAGUUGGUUCCUGAGGCUGUAGGAGAUCAAAAGGCACUUCAGGAGGGUGAAGGUGACUUGAGCAUCUCAGCAGAUCGCUUAAGUGAGAAGCGUUCUCCAAAUGAUUUUGCUUUGUGGAAAUCUUCCAAACCAGGAGAGCCUUCGUGGGAUUCUCCUUGGGGGAAAGGCCGCCCAGGAUGGCAUAUUGAAUGUUCUGCAAUGGCUGGGUCCAUUUUAGGAGAGUCGAUGGACAUCCAUGGAGGAGGCUUUGAUCUUCGGUUCCCUCAUCAUGACAAUGAGUUGGCACAGUCUGAGGCAUAUUUUGACAAUGAUCAUUGGGUUCGCUAUUUCCUGCACACUGGGCACCUGACGAUCGCUGGUUGUAAAAUGUCCAAAUCUUUGAAAAACUUUAUUACAAUAAAAGAUGCACUUAAAAAACAUACAGCUCGGCAAUUACGGUUGGCUUUUCUUAUGCACUCUUGGAAGGAUACACUGGAUUAUUCAAACAACACUAUGGAAUCUGCUAUUCAGUAUGAGAAAUUCAUGAACGAAUUCUUUUUAAACGUGAAGGACAUCCUUCGGACGCCUGCUGAUGUGACAGGUCAGUUUGAAAAAUGGGAAAACCAGGAAAUAGAGUUGAAUAAAAGUUUUUAUGACAAGAAAGUAGCAGUCCAUGAAGCAUUGUGUGAUAAUAUUGAUACACGCACAGUGUUGGAAGAAAUGCGGUCACUUGUCAGUCAAUGUAAUUGCUACAUUGCUGCAAAGAAGACAGCCAGACAGAUGCCAAAUAGAAUGCUGCUAGAAAAUAUAAGCAUCUUUCUUACACAGAUGUUCAAGGUCUUUGGUGCUAUAGAAAGUGAUGAUGCGAUUGGCUUCCCAGUUGGAAGAAAUGGUCCAAACUUCAAUCUUGAAUCUACAGUAAUGCCGUAUCUACAGGUUUUGUCUGAAUUCAGAGAAGGUGUAAGGCAAAUUGCCAGAGAAAAGAAAGUGCUCGAAGUUCUGCAGCUUUGUGAUUCUCUUCGAGAUGAUGUCCUGCCUGAGCUUGGAGUUCGGUUGGAAGACCAUGAUGGACUCCCAACUGUGGUCAAGCUAGUGGACAGAGACACCUUACUAAAAGAAAGAGAAGAAAAGAAAAAGAUUGAAGAAGAGAAAAAAAGGAAGAAAGAAGAAGCUGCAAGAAAGAAACAAGAGCAGGAGGCAGCAAAACUGGCAAAAAUGAAAAUUCCACCAGGAGAAAUGUUUAAAUCAGAGCAUGACAAAUAUUCCAAAUUUGAUGAAAAUGGACUUCCAACCCAUGACGCAGAAGGCAAGGAACUCAGCAAAGGCCAGAUGAAGAAAGUAAAGAAACUCUAUGAAGCACAAGAAAAAAUGCACAAAGAAUAUUUACAAAUGGCUCAGAAUGGAGUUGCAAAUUGAGAACAAAACUUGGACAAUAUAGUUUUUAAAUAAAUGCAACAGCUGGUUAA
Varanus komodoensis (Komodo dragon) is the source of this 2616-nucleotide messenger RNA. RefSeq names its product cysteinyl-tRNA synthetase 1 (gene CARS1). Gene Ontology annotation, biological process: cysteinyl-tRNA aminoacylation. Bases 86 to 2566 code for a protein of 826 amino acids. The record is from RefSeq and is a predicted model, not a curated record. The transcript is spliced from 23 exons. NCBI's taxonomy places the organism in Eukaryota, Metazoa, Chordata, Lepidosauria, Squamata, Varanidae. Gene Ontology annotation, cellular component: cytoplasm. Gene Ontology annotation, molecular function: cysteine-tRNA ligase activity; ATP binding.